AUGGUUUUCGCUCCAGGUGAGAAGCCAGGGACGGAGCAAGAUGAAGUUAAGCUGCAGAUUGCCAGCAAGCAGAUUGUGCAGACUGCUAUCCUCCGAGCAGUGCAACAAGUUUCCCAGGAGAGCCAGCAAAAGGAGAAGCGAACAAACACCGGUACAAGCCUCCAACUAGAAAGAGGAAAACUUACCAAGAAGCAUGAAAAGAAGUAA
This is a messenger RNA of Vidua chalybeata, 207 nucleotides long. It is a transcript of the gene AKAIN1, whose product is annotated as A-kinase anchor inhibitor 1. The coding region runs from base 1 to 207 and encodes 68 amino acids. The record is from RefSeq and is a predicted model, not a curated record. The transcript is spliced from 2 exons. Lineage: Eukaryota; Metazoa; Chordata; Aves; Passeriformes; Viduidae.